Molecule: messenger RNA, 6230 nt
Organism: Gasterosteus aculeatus aculeatus (three-spined stickleback)
Lineage: Eukaryota; Metazoa; Chordata; Actinopteri; Perciformes; Gasterosteidae
Source: RefSeq, a predicted model, not a curated record
ACACACACACACACACACACACAUUAUCAGACCUGCGUCUCAUGUGUGACAGCAUGUUGCUAAAAGAAACUUAAACCGUAAAUGACAUCAAGAAAGCUAUGAUCUAUACCUCUAUCUCUAUAUAGAUGUAUCUAUAUAGAGAUAGAUAUAUAUCUAUAUAGAUAUAGAUACAUGCUGUGACUGUCCUCGAGAGGAAAGAAGGACUCUUAGGAGAGAGGAUGCAAGAUGAUGGAAGAAUAAAACGAUAAAACAUUUUCACUUUUAUCUUUACUGCCUCGUGUCACGUGACGGCCGCUUUGCAUCAGUCGCUUCCUCCUCUCCUCUCUCCUUGCCUCCUCUCUCCUGGCUGAACGCUGCUCCUGGUAACAGCUGUUUGCUCUCCAGUCAGCGAGCUGACACCACAGAAGAAGAAGAAGGGUUUAGCUUGUUUGGUAGUUGUUAUCUUUAACAUUUAGCUUCCUAAUGAUGAAGAUCUUCAGAUGUCAGACUGGGUGAUGGAUUAUGAGUUCUUCUGGACGACUUCUCCUCAUUCAACGGUUCGUAUGAAGCUUUGAUCCAAACGUUAAUCCUAGAAAUCUAUAAAAUAAGAAAAAACAAGUUUCUUUGAAUGUUUUCAGAAGAUUCUGGAGGCAGAAAGUCCCUAGAACCUCAAAUUAUGCAAAUGACCAUCAGUCCGCUGAAGCAUCUUCGCGACUGCUCCUCAUGAUGUCACAACGUCCCAGUUCAUUUAUCUGAGCUUGAGGAUGAAGUUCUGUCAUCCAGCUCACCUGGAGAAGAGGUGAAUUGUGUUGAUGCAAAUGGAGAGAUGGUGGAUUCAAACCGCUGUGUGCUUCCUGCCUGCUGUGGAUCCCCAGAGAGACCAGGAAUCGAACCGCCAACCUCCACUAGUGCUGACUCCUCUGGUCUCUGUGGACCCCUUUGGUGAUCCCAUGAACACUCGUGAGGAUGAAUGAAAGGAAAGACAGAGUACUGAAGGAACGGCUCACUUCUGUAGUCCUGUGGUUCUGGUCCACUGGUUCUGGUCCUGUGGUUCUGGUCCUGUGGUCUGGCUCCACUGCUCCUCUGGUUCUGGCUCUGGUCAUGUGGUAUUCUGGUUGUGUGUUCUGGUGGUUCUGUGCGCACUCGGGGGAACUCUUUGGUUCCUAUCGUCAUGGCGAUGUGGAAGCAGGAUCUAUUGAUUACUGAUCGACUGCAGCUCAGUCUCAGUGUUUGGUUGAUGUUCUUCUUCUCGCUCUUUACUUGAAGCUGGAGGCCACCUGGAGACGACGACGAGAAGAAGAAGAAGAGGAACCUUUGGGAUCCGAUGACCUGCUGGAGGAGGGGCUUGAUUAAGAUGGGUGUGUGAGGGCCUUUGGCUCCGCCCACAGCCACACCAGAUGUGAAGCCUCGUCCACCAUGUGACUACCCCUCCCCCCUCCUCCUCUACCACCACCACCACCAACUACUUUCUGUAGACAUGGAGCCCUUAAUCUCCGACCCCCCGCUGUCCCCCGACACCCGACGGAGACCCGGCCUCCAUCACUACCCGGGACUCAAUGGGCCCCUCUACCCGCUCAUGUCCAGGUGCAAUAGCAGCACCCUGCUCACUAACCUGGGGCUGAGGUACUGCUCCGGCCGGCCGGGUCCUCUGGGUCCGGCUCCGGGCCCCUGCUGCUACGCGGGAGGCAAGCGGCCCUACAGGAGCAUGGAGAACCUGAACUGGAAUGCUGUGGCGGAUUCUGGCCUGUGCAGGUUCAGCGGCGCCCCCUUCGGGAGCAUGGACAGCGAGUUCAUUCUCCACUACACCUCCAGCAGCCACUGGUACGAUGGGCCCCCGGACGGGUCCAUGACAGGGGCCCCCGGACCGGUCCCGGACGACGAGGGCCCGGCGUUUUACCCUCGACUUGCACCGCCCAGGAAGGACCUGCCGAUCUUCCCUCAGCUGCUGUUUCCUGUUGGUGUCGACAACUGGGACGCCAGGAAGGGCCUGAGGGAGAAGCUCCGCCUCCACAGCGCCAGGUCGUCCGCAGAGCAUCUGAAGCCCCUCCCACUGCGGCCUCCGGCGACCUCACCCGUGGCUUUAACCCCUGCCGCACCCAGGCCGCCACACUUGACGUGCCUCACCAGGGGGGAGCUCAAGCGGGAGGUCUUAAGGCGCCUGCAGCUCCGGCGGCAAAACAGCAGCCCCAACCUAGCCCUCCACAGCCCCCUAGCCGGCCCCGAGGUGGUGAAGACCUCCUACACAACAGACCACAUUGCAGGGGGGAGGGCGGGUUCUCCGUCUGAGCCCCCCAGGCCUCUGACGGGGCGCCUCCACAUCCCUACGUUUGAGGAGUUCAAGAGGAUGAGGCAGAUGGAUGGUGGCCAGGACCCGGAGUCCACAGCCGGCUCCUUGAGAUCUGGACCCUCAGACCGUGAGGCUCCUCCUCCCGGCGGAGGAGGCGGGAUGAGGCCAGAGGACUCGAAGGAGGCGCGGGGUCCUGCCUCCGUGACCGCCCACACCCCCAUCUGCACAAGCCCAUCCCCCCGCUCGCCCCUGCAGACGCUGGCCUCCUCGGCCCCGGGGGGAUCCCUCGCCGCAGGGAGAGCAGCAGAGCGGGAGUCCUCCUGCGGCAGCAGGAGAAGGAGGAGCAGCCUGGGACCUGCCGGGUCGGUGCCCUUCCCUCCCUGCAGGGAGAACCACGGCCGGCCCUCCAGCUGCUGCCCGGCUCUCCUCCUGGACGGGACGGACCUGUCCAGCUACGGAGCCAAGAUCUACAAGAUGAAGGAGGGGCUCAUAGGCUCCGCCCUCGGCCUCAUCAAGAAGAGACCUAAAAAAUGCGUCCGGCAACGCAACCGUCCGACUGACACGUGUCCCCUGCUCCCGUUGCCCCCCCCCCUGCAGCAGGCCGGUCGGGGCUGCCGGCGCUCCAGCUCGGACGCCGCCUACGAGCUGGCGGAGACGGUGAGGGCGCAGCGCGAGUGCCGCCUGCGGCCUCACCACAGCGACCCGAUGCCGGCCGACGCCUCCAAGCGCAAACAACUAGAAAUGAAGAUCGCCGCCGCCGCACGACUGCACGGCCACCGGCGAGACCGGGACCGGGACAGCGCUCCGGCGGCCCUUCGCGGUCGCUCUGAACCACCCGGCGAGGAGCGCCAUGCGGGUUUGGGCGCCACGCGGCCCGGGCAGCACCGCUGGAGCACCAUCAGCAGUCUGAGCGUGGACAGCGGCGUGGUGGGCCUCAGCGACGAGCGGGAGGAGGAAGACCACGAGCCCCGCCGGUGCCGCCGGAACCGGGCAGCCGAGGUGGAGCGCGUGGACAGCGGCAUCGGCCGCGGCGUGUCCCGGACCUGGAAGAGACCGUCGGCCUGCCUGCGAGCCUGGGAGGCCCAGAGACCCUGUCCCGACUGCGGACUCAGGGACGGGGCCUCCAAGGAGCGAGGGGAGCGCAUGUGCGAGCGCUGCUCCAAGCUGCGCACCGAGCGCAAAGAGGCCAUCCUGGAGUUCAUGAACACAGAGUUGAGCUACGGCGAGGACCUGCGGAUCAUCCGGGAGGAGUUCUACUGCCCCAUGCAGAGCGCCGGCCUGCUGAGCGCGGAGCAGCUCGUCGUGGUCUUCGGGAACGUUCAGGAGCUCAUUCAAGUCAACGACCGCUUCACUGAACAUCUGCAGGACAGCAUCGACCAGGCUUUUGACCAUGGAGACCACAACCUACUCACGGUCUACAUAGGAGAGAUCUUUCUGGAGUUCGUCAACAUGCUGCCGGCCUUCCAGACCUACUGCCUGCAACAGUCCACCUCUGUCAACAUGCUCAACACGCUGGAGAAGGAGAAGGAGCUGCUCAGAAUCUUCCUGGAUGUUUCCCAGAACGACAACACAGCGCUGCGGCGCAUGAACUUACGCUCCUUCCUCAUGGCGCCCCUCCAGCGAGUCACCAAGUACCCGCUCCUGCUGAGCCGCAUCAUCAAGGUCACCGCCGAGUGCCACCCGGACCACGGGCGUCUCCGCGAGGCCAAAAGUCGGGUGGAAUCCCACCUGGAGCACAUCAACAUGAAGACCAAGCAGGAGGGCAACGGAGUCACUUGGUCCCUCCGAUCGUUCCGGCGCGACAGCCGCAAGAACAGAGAGGUCAUCAACAUCGAGAUGCGAGAGGUGUCGAUGAAGACGGUGGGCUGGGCGAGGGAGAACACGCGCUUCGUCAUGGAGGGGCCGCUCCAGUUGUCCCAGCCGGCGGACGGUCAGUGGGUGAAGAAGGGCAGCAAGGCCCUAAAAUUCCAAAACGUCCAGAGUCUGCUGAUGGUGAGAAUACGGCCGCCCGGCGACGCCCCAGAGCCGGGCGGCGAUGCGGCGGUGGCGCGGGGGGGCGGAGCUGGCGGCAGCGUUUGGGACGGAGUGCUGGUCCUGAUCAAGGACAAGAGCAGCGGGAAGUUCGCCGUGCUCCGGGAGCCCAUUCGCCUGGGGAACUGCGUGGUGUCCACGGACCCGGACUGCGAGGACACGUUUGAAGUGCUCGACAUCCGGCGGGAGUCUUUUGUUUUCCGCUCCUCGGACAAAUGCCGCACGCAGCAGUGGUUCCACCAGGUCAAGAAGUACACGCGGAACCUGGGAACCUGGAGGAAAAGACGCAACGCUUUGCCCAACAUCAUGAUCAACACAAACCAGACCCGCUCCUGAGGCGCCAUCUUGUUGCCCUGUAAGAAAACAACGGGACCAAACGGACACGGAGACGCGCUUCUGAGCGCCGUCGCAGCAGUCAGAGCCGCGGCCAAUUCACAGAGGAGUAGAAAGGAAAAGUUAACAAGGAAUAAAAGAUAUUUCUGUCGCAUCAAAGUAGCAUUAAAGCACAGCGGAAUCUACAAGCUAGCUAACUGGCUAGCUUUGUGCUAGUUAGUUGGCUAGGUCAAUGUAGCAUCAAAGCAUUGUACAGUCCGCAAGCUAGUUAGCUAACUCGCCAGCCGCUGAAUUAGUAAGUUACCAUUUUAACAUCUCAAUGCUUCAUCUGUCGUCACAGCGUAGGAAAGAUCUGCACAUUAGCCAUUGCUAUUGCUGUAGCAUGAUAGCUAUGAAUGAACCAAAGGACAAGCCGGGGUUUGGCGUGCUAGUUAGUAAACUAGCCUGCUGACUCCAACGUGCUUUAAUGCUACGCUCGUAGCCCGGCGCCAUUAUGGUCUAACGUUUCACUACCAACAAGUUAACGUCUACGCUGACACACGUCUUCACCAUGACGACUAACGACAAUCGCCGUCAUCUUUUGUGGCGCUCAAAUGACAACGAAAAACCAUUUUAUCUACUCCAAUUCCGUUUCUAUGAUUUAAUAAUUUUAGCAACAACAAUCUUUUUCCUCGUCAUUUUUUUGUACAAAGCCACGAGCGUUAUUUACGAAGACCGAAGUUGUUAAAAGGAAACGUCGCAUUCCUGGACAAGCAAACAAUAAAAGCACUUGGGCUGAGCAAGUCGGCCUUGAUUGUAGAGGACGUCUUCUGCCGGAGGAGCGUCCAAGGAAAUCAAAGCCUGACGGGAGAGUGUUGUCAUUUGUUCUAUAGGGAGGCAGGGGGGCGGUUUGGUCGCUCCGGUCGCCGGCGGUACGACAACCUUCCCUCCCCGCGGUCGACUUCCUGCAUCCGUUUUAAAAUGAGAAACCCAAGUGUGUUCAAUCAAUUAGCUAAAUGCUUGUUUCAAUCAACAAACCUACGUCUAUAAUAAAGAAAUAAAUCAGGUAACAAACGUUGUCACAUGACCCCCCCCGUACCCAUAAAACAAUAAAACAUGAUAUCUGUCCAUCUGGUGGUGUUUUAACCUUUAAAGGUUGAAGAACUCCGUAUCGUGACCUCUAGCAGAGACGUCACUCAGCGAGUCAUGUGACUGUUGUGCCUUGGUACUCGAUUACUGUUGCGAUGUAACCGUAGCAACGAUUGUCAUGACGACCGACUCACUUGCUUCAGAUGGACUCACAGGCAAUAUAAUUAUAUUACUUUGUGUGUUUUUAUUAUUUAUGACGUUUUUUAUUUUGUAUUUAAUGCACUUUAUUAUUGUCCCGUCGAGCUGCCGGUAAAACUGAACUCUUCUCACUGGGACGAUCUAAAUGAAACCAAAACUGUUUUCUGUUAAGAGAAGAAGGAUCACUGUGUCUCCAUGACAAGAAAAUACCAAGCCUGCUGAGCAGCAGACGCUUGUUUUUUCCCUCAUUUGCAUUUUUUAAGACUUGAUGUAUUGCCGCCCCCCCUUCCACCAUGUAAUAUAGUGUGAUUACAUUAAAAAGAUUUUAAACUAC